AUGCAAAAAUAUUUGACAGAGCCUACAAACGACUUCAGGUUUUUUCAGUCAUACUCUCUUGGCCCAUUUCGCAUUGUUCUCUUCAGCUAUGACCAGCUCAAAAUUCUGCACCAAGAAAAAUUGAGGUAUGACAAAAACUCGAGUACUGAUAAACCACCAAGAUUUUUGGUGGAAACAGAUGCGUCUGGCGGAAUGUGUGCCCCAAUUAAAAACUUGAACAGUGACAAAAGAAUCAACAAUUAUGCGAUAGUAAGACCUGUCGGCAUUCCUGGAGAUUUAUCGUCCAAAACUGUCAUGUCAUUUGGCGAAAUGAUAACGAAUGAUCAUUCUAGUCAAAACAUCAGCGUUUUCUACAGAGAGCUGAAAUGUAGAUUCAUUGAGGAGUUUAAUUAUUGGCCUCCAUUCGAAGGUAUUAUUACAGAUAAAUGCUGGGCCCAAAUCAAAAGCAUCAUUGAAAUUAACGAUGGCAUCAAUGUGUUAAGUUAUCUUAAUUCUAUGCAUCGGUAUGUCGUCGAAGACAAAUACAAUAAACUGAUAAGGUAUAUAGACAAACUAUAUGUCCUGGCGUUUCUGUGUGUCUAUCUCAGCAAAAAUUUCAUAAAGGAUUCGAAAAACUUACUUCAGGAUUCAAAAGAAGAACGAAUUGCAAAAAUUUUUUUCGUUGAGUUGGUCCACUGUAGGGAUUAUCAAUCAUUUCUGCAAAUGAUAGAGCAAUUUUUCAUCUAUUUCCUUGCGCGUGACGAUAGCGAGAAAGUGCAAACAUUGCAUUUCCUUAAAUACAACACAAAGUUUUGGGAGGAAAUCGAGAGUGACACAACCGAAGUAGAAACAGCCAUGGUUGAUAAAAAAGACGUAGAAAUAAUAUACAAAAACUCGGAGUGGUAUAAAGUAUGUGAAAGAAUCUAUAUAGUGAAAUUGAAAAAGUACGGCCACAAUAAAAAUGAAAAAACAAAUUUCAUUGAUUUUGUUAUGAAGAACUAUUUUUCCCUUGCUCCUAUGUGGACGAGCAUACUGCACAGGAAGAAGUCUACGCCAAAUCCAAGUGAUGAUUUAAAAUUUCGCUGUAAUACUAACAACAUCGAGAACUACUGGGGUAUCGUGAAAGAAGAUCUAAGAUCAAGAGUAAUUGAGAUUGGGAAAAUGCCAAUACCAGCUGAAAAGCUUAUUGGGUAUUCAGAAGACCAAACAAUGGCAAACGUCGUACGCUAUCGUGAAAAAAUACCGAAGGGGAGAUUGAAUGCUAGGAAAGGGACAUUUAUACAAAGGAAAUCUGCAAAUAGGAAAGACCCUAAAACAAAUACAUCACCUGGUCUGACUCUGUCAGAUUUGAAAAAUGUAAAGGCGCAAUGGGGAAGAACUCCAAAGCAUAUAAGCGAUUCUAAGAAAAAAAAGGCUUUCAAAUCUAAGAAACGGCUCUUUGAAAGCAAUUUAAAAAAUGUUAAAUGCGUUAAAAUACCGGCAAAUGAGGAUUACCAGAGCAUAUGUAAACGGCUGUCUGAAAUAUUUCCGAAUAAACGUAUAUACUUCGGAAGCAAAACAUUCCAGAACAGAAACAUUUACAUAGAUUUGCCAGAUCUACAAACGGUGCAAAAUGGAUGGCUGCUGGAUUCGGUUGUAGAAUGGAUGCUUGCUACAGAGAUAGAAAAACUGCGAAAAGUGGACGAAGUAAUGUUACUCGAACCUUAUGCAGCAUCCAUUCUAUUUGACGAACGCAACGCAAGACAGGAGAAUAAGGAUAUCAUUGAUUUCUACUACGCGAAGAUGAUUUCGAAAAAUGCUCACAAGAUACUUGUACCAUAUUGUAAUGGGGCUCAUUUUCAAUUGAUUUUUAUCGAUAUGGAUCGUAAAAUGUUUCGAUGUUGGGAUUCAAACAUCAUUGGAAGCCCAGCAUCGAAACUUUUCGCAACGUUGCAGAAAAAUGAUCCAUGUAACUGGGCAUCCACUCAAUGGACUGUGGAGGAUGUCCCCUGCAGUCAACAAAAUGACGCAGAUAGCUGUGGCAUAUUUUUAACUGAAUAUGCCACAGCGUUGCUCAGGGGACAACCCAAAUAUGAAAUUGGUGUGGAUCCCAAAACAUGGCGCUCUUGUAAAUAUAAACAAUUGUAUUUACAAUGCGUCUUUGAUUAUCCGGCUUGCACGAUUUGUGGCGAAAAUGAAUUUAAAAUGCUAAAUCUAAGAUGUAAAACUUGCCCAUUUAAAUGCUGUGACAAGUGUGCAGGUCGGAACAUAAAGAAAUGU
This is a messenger RNA of Armigeres subalbatus, 2238 nucleotides long. RefSeq lists its product as uncharacterized. Gene Ontology annotation, biological process: proteolysis. NCBI's taxonomy places the organism in Eukaryota, Metazoa, Arthropoda, Insecta, Diptera, Culicidae. The record is from RefSeq and is a predicted model, not a curated record. Gene Ontology annotation, molecular function: cysteine-type peptidase activity.